Molecule: messenger RNA, 1122 nt
Organism: Rhizoctonia solani
Lineage: Eukaryota; Fungi; Basidiomycota; Agaricomycetes; Cantharellales; Ceratobasidiaceae
Exons: 4
Coding region: 1-1122 (373 amino acids)
Source: RefSeq, a predicted model, not a curated record
AUGUUGAGCACAAAUCCUUUGCCUGUCUCCAACGCAACUUGUGGCCGGAAAGGCAAAGCUUGUGCCUCCACUCCGUCUAAGCUGCCCACAACUUCUGCACCAAGCCCAAAGAAGCAGGGUGGACGUAAGGUGGGCGCCCGUGCCUGGACAAUCAAGGACUACCUGCUGGUCUUCCGUAUCAUCUCCGUGGUACGCCCGGCCAGUAGCGACCAGUGGGAGAUAGUUUGCAAGAAUUGUUGGGUUAAGGUCUUGAAGCUCCCCAAGCCAACCGGGCAAAGCAAGAUGCAUCCCUUGCAUUGUCUUGCGUUAGCAGUCAACAAAAGCAUCAGUAAAUCGCACGCAAUUGGCUUACUGGACGACUCAAGUGCUCAAGAUGAAUACAAGGAGACGGAAAUCAAGUUCAAGCGCGCUGAGACCCAGAUGAAGCGCCUCAGGCUUGAUUUCAAGCACGCUCCCAACUUUGAAGUCCCUCUGCUGAAUGAAGACGCCAAGGUCAAAGACAAUGGCGCCAACUCCAACACCAAGAAUGCCAACAAUAACUGCGCGGGUAACAAAGCUGGGCCCGACGGGGAUCUAAGUGAAAGCUGGGCGGGCUUGGAUGACAAGGCUGCCGGUGAGGGUGCUGGCUCAGGAGCGGGUGAAGACCUUAUCCUCUUUGUCAUCUUUUGGCCCUAUUCCAUUGUCACCCGCUACCUCUAUCUUGAGAAAACUAUCAGCAACAUCAACCACGUUUUAGUUGGUCGCAUCAACAACCUUGAAGAACACAUUGCUCGCAUUGAGGAACCAGGGCUAGUCCAAACUAUUGCCCAUAUUAAACAUCACAAAUCAUUUGCCGAGCGCCUCAAUACCAUCUACGAGGCAGAUCUUCAAGAACAAAGGAACCUUAUUGCCAACCUCGAAAACAAUAACCGUAGCCUUGCUCUCACUAAUGAAGAGCAAGAACGUCUUAUUGAGGAAAAGGACCGCCUUUUAGUUGAAAAAGAACUCGAGUUAGACAAUUUCCACUGCUCAAUUCAGGAUAUCACCCAAGACGGAAAAGGGCGAAUCCAUUACUACAAGGAAUAUGAGUUUUUCGCAGUCUCACAUGACAAUGCCUGGUUUGGGCAAGAUGGGAGAGACUAA